AUGAAAGAUUCACAGCUCUCAGGCAACCAAUCAAGACAGGGAUGGCCCAGAAGGAAGGAGGAGAAGAAGGAGAAGAAGACUGAGGCGCCGGUGGAGAAGGUGGUGAGGCCGCUAGCCCGACUCAUCCCGGAGGUGACCACCGAACAGAGGAUGAGGCAGACUCCGUUCGAGCGCGUGGUUUACGACAUGGUGCACAACGAGCGUGUGGUGAACGACCUGAUCCUGGGCCGCAGGGUGGGCUUCUACGAGCUACGCGGGGACAUCGGAGAGGGGAACUUCUCUCACGUCCGCCUCGGCAUCCACGCCCUGACCAAAGAGAGAGUCGCCAUCAAGAUCAUGGACAAACUGCGUUUGGAUAAGAAGCACCAGAACCUGUUCACCUCUGAGAUCUCCUGCAUGGAGCAGCUGUCCCACCCUAACCUGGUGCGUCUCUACGAGGUGAUGGAGACCAGCAAGUGGCUGUACCUGGUCAUGGAGUACGGCAGUGGGGGAGACCUGUUCACCAGGAUCAUCAGCAAGGGACGUCUGUCAGACAUGGAGACCAAGCUCAUCUUCACCCAAAUACUGUCAGCUGUCAAACACAUGCAUGACUCCAACAUCGUCCACCGGGACCUGAAGGCUGAGAACGUGUUCUAUACCACCAGCUACUGUGUGAAGGUUGGAGACCUUGGCUUCAGCACAGUGAGUGGCACCAGCGAGGUCCUGGACACCUUCUGUGGCUCCCCACCCUACGCUGCCCCUGAACUCUUCAGGGACAAGGGCUACGUGGGGCGCUAUGUUGACAUCUGGGCCCUGGGCGUCUUGCUUUACUUCAUGGUGACGGCCUCCAUGCCCUUCCAUGCCGACAACCUGGGCCGGCUCAAGCGCUGCAUCCUGCAGGGCGCCUACACCGUCCCCGAUUACGUGGUCGACCCCUGCCAGCUCACCAUCAAAGGCCUGCUGCGUCCCGUGCCGGUCGACCGCCCCACCCUCUCCCAGAUCAUGAACAACAGCUGGCUGAGGGGCAUCGAGUACCCACAGCCCUACAGCCCCAUGCCAGUCACCCCAGAACACUUUGCCCAGGCCCAGCCUCUGUGUGUGGAGCAGCAGGAGGUGAAGAGCGCCCUGGCCGAGGUGGGCAUCAUAGCGAUCCACAUUCAGAACAAUGAGUGCAAAGACAGCCGCAGUCCCAUCACGGGCACCUACCGGAUCCUGCUGCACAGGACCCAGAAGAGGAGGUUGGGGGAGGCGGUGGGGUACUCUGCUCUCUACCCUGAGGACUACGGGGCCAAAGGAGUCGCCACCGUGGUGAAACACCACCCCUCGUCUGUCUGUGUGAUCAUAUAGACUAACCCACACGCAGUUACUGCAUGCUCCACCCUCGGGAAGUCGGGAGAAUCUCAGGUA
Molecule: messenger RNA, 1386 nt
Organism: Hypomesus transpacificus
Lineage: Eukaryota; Metazoa; Chordata; Actinopteri; Osmeriformes; Osmeridae
Product: serine/threonine-protein kinase NIM1
Exons: 6
Coding region: 1-1326 (441 amino acids)
Biological process (GO): microtubule cytoskeleton organization; protein phosphorylation; intracellular signal transduction
Cellular component (GO): cytoplasm
Molecular function (GO): tau-protein kinase activity; protein serine/threonine kinase activity; ATP binding
Source: RefSeq, a predicted model, not a curated record